AUGACCCUCUCCAAAGAGUAUGAAGCGUCCCAGCAGAUUGGCUUGCCACUGGACGAGGAUGAAGUAGACAUAGUGGGAGAGGACAAGCCUCUCCAUGACCAGCAUCUUCUCUACCGGACCGACAGCACCACGGAGCCUAGCUCCUCCGCCGAUUCCAGCGCUGAACUGGACUGCUCGGAGUUCGACUCGUCUGGGGUGAGCGAGAAUAGUUUCUGUGCAGACACACCUUCAUUGGGAAGACCUCACGGUUCUGUAAAGCCCCCGUAUUCCUACAUCGCUCUCAUCACCAUGGCAAUCUUACAGUGUCCUCUGAAAAAACUGACGCUGAGUGGCAUUUGUGACUUCAUCAGCAACAAGUUCCCCUACUACCGGGAGAAGUUUCCGGCGUGGCAGAAUUCUAUCAGGCACAACCUGUCACUCAACGACUGCUUUAUCAAGAUUCCGAGAGAGCCUGGAAACCCAGGCAAAGGCAACUACUGGUCUCUGGACCCCGCAUCUGAGGACAUGUUUGACAACGGCAGCUUUCUCCGGCGCAGGAAGAGGUUUAAGAGAAACCAGCAGGAGUAUCUGAAAGAUGGACUCAUGUUUUACCCAAACUUCAGCUGUUACCGGCCUUACGAGCGACCUUACUGCGUCCAAAGCCAAACGAGCGUACCGGCUGCCCCUCUCAGGUAUAUGCCCGUUCCGGACGGGCUCGUGAUGUCAACUUCCUUCUACUUACCAUACCCGAGUCUAAGCAGCAUCUGUAAGGUAGUUGCUCCCAAAAACUUCAGAAUGAAACUUUAUGCAGUAACACCCGCAGAACAGAAGCCUGCGAGCGACACACAUAUGAAGUGUUCAUUCAGUAUUGACAGCAUUAUGAGUAGAACCUCUCCUUAUGUAUCACAGAACUCAAAUCCACGGAACUCCAACCCACAUUGUUCUGUUGAUCUUCUCACGGGCACUGCUUGUUUGGUUCCGAGCCUGAUUCAAGCUUCAAUAACUCCAUUCUGCCCAAGUGCAAUGUUGAGCGCUGCUCCUUCAAUAACAGAGAAUGUCCCAAUGUGUUACCUUAGUUGUUGAAGUGUUUGUUUGUUAUAGCAUUAGCCAAAGAAACCUCUUUUUUUAUACAAGUGAUAAAAUGAUACAAUGGAGGCACGUUUGCGCAUUUCUCAAAUAAAUGAUUUAAACUGCAUGUUAUUUAUGUUCAUUCAAUGUUGAAUAUGUCAAAUGAAGUUAAUGUAAAUAAGAAGACUGAUAAUAUAUUUGUUAAAAUAUGGUGUCAAUGUGAAAGUGGAAACACUUUUGCCAAUUGUUUAAAAAUGCAUUGUAUUAUGAUUUUUAGAUUAUUUUUUCCAACAUUGAAAUGAAACAAUAAAAAUAGUUUGACCAUACCAUCAGUUGUUUUUUUGCAGUGUUUGAUUAUGCCUAGGCCAAUUUAUUUCCUUCCCCACAUUUCUUUACACCUAGAAAUGUACUGCUAAAGAUGUAAUCUAUUAGUACAAAAUAACCUGAGGAAAUGAUUGCACUUAAAGGUUUCCAAUUUCAGUUUCUGGAAAACCAGGCCUAAAUUAGCAGGCCUAUAAUAUAUUGCACAGACUUACUUCGCAAAAAGGCUAAAUAGGCCUCUGAACAGCAAAUUACAGUAUAUGAUCUACUUACAAUCUUGUUAUUAUGAAUUGUUGUAAGCGUAGGCUAUAUUUAUUUUCAUCAAUUUUGUUUGUCCUGUAAUUGGCGAAACAUAACUCUUGUUUGUCACUAAAACAGAUCAGUCUAAUCAGUGCGAAUUUCGUGCCCUGUUUUGUUUUAUUGCAAUUAAAUACAUAUUAAAUAACCAUUAAAAUACAUUUGAUUUCAUCUUAAUUUCCUUGAAAAUAGAAUGAAAACUUGAGAACGUCUGCAUCCAGCUGUAGGCCAGUUCAAUGCUGCCACCGUGUGGCCCAUGUUUAAUGCAUUUCAAUACAGACAACUACUUUUAUAGGACCAAUAAGCCUUUUUAAAUUUAGCAAUGUACGUUUUUCAAAAGUGUAUUUCCUUGAUUUUGCUCAUGGUUAUGCUGUCCACUAAGUUUUGCAUCAGUGAAGCAGCACAUAUGCCUCUCGCUCUCUCUCUCUCUCUGGCCACCCAUGACGCAUCUUGGUCUUUUGAUGUUUGCUUUUAUGCAUAUAGUACAAAGAGAGCGAGAGAGACAGAGAGACGUGCCAUUGAAUAAGAUGCACUCCAUUUUUGUCACAGUUUAAUUAUUUUGGAAAGGGAGUGGAUUUUAUGUUAUCAUUCUAGUCCAUUAGCUUAAAGUAUCAUAUUAAAACCAACUAGUGUGUUUUACUUUACCUUUAACUAUAUUGCCUAAUAUAUGGGACAGCGUGGAGGUCUUCUUGACGCAUUGCCUUGCCCAUGGCCAACAGUGCGCCCUCAGGUCCUGCCUCGUCACUUUUCUGACUGUGAUUUGCCUUGUCCGGUUACAGCCCCAGCCCGAAACUAUUCUCCCCGCACUCCACCGGGCUAUUUUUGUCCAGAGGCGCAGCUGAUUGUAGGGGCUUUUGGCCCUGCCUGAUUUUGGCAGGCGCGUGUCCUUGUGGAGAGUCAGGCUUAUUUGGAAAAUAGGGAGUUGUCAGGCGGAAGAGAAGACUUGGCUUAACAUUACAUUAGCCUACUUUAACAUCCAAAGCUCUCACUGCAAGUUUACUGUGGCAUGUGUUUAAAACCUACAGUAGGCCUAUAACUAGCAUAUAUCUCAAACCGACCUUACAAGCCAAGGAAUUUGUUGAUGGAACUUAUCAUCUUAAUAGCCAUCCCUCUGGAAAGCGCUGGUGUGCUGUCAUUGCGUAAACGCAUCCCUCACCCCCACCCACCUCGAAAGUGCUACUUCUGGAGGACUAGAGCGGACAUCACUGGACCUCUCACCUCCCUAACACAGUCCGUCUCCUACAGCAUAUGUGUGGCUCUCCACCUUUCUCCAGCCGACAGUUAGGCUUCUGACAGCGCAAAUUUCUGUGACAGACAGAGUCAUCCCCGGUGUAGCCAGUCGACGCGUCACUCCCGCUGGGUUCUUGUGCGGAGGAUGGAGACGAACCCCAUUCCCGUGGUAACGGUCCAGACGAGCCCAUUUGAUGACCAGCGGCCCGGUACCAACGGGUUGCGGCGGAAGACGGCGGUGUUCGAGGGCAAGAAGAACUACCUGCAGAACUACAUCCAGAGUGUACUGUCGUCCAUCGACCUGAGGGACCGCCAAGGAUGCACCAUGGUGGUGGGUAGCGACGGACGCUACUUCAGCCGAGCCGCCACCGAAAUUAUAGUUCAGAUGGCCGCUGCCAACGGGGUAAGACAAGAAUGUCGUGUCAGAAAGUUUGGAAUGGUUCAGGGUUCGUGAUGAUAAUGAUAAGGAUAAUGAUAAUAAAUUAAGCACAGAAAUAGCAUGAUAAACCAUUGUAUUUUAUUUUUAAUCCUCCAUAUGCCUGUGGGUCGUAUAAACUAUGGUUUAUACAGCUGCAACUCUAGUCAAGUGCAUAAAAGGGAAUGUUGUACACUAGUUUAUCUAUCACAGACUGCUCUGUUUAUGCGCCUCUGAAACGUUUAGUUAAUCCAGUGGCCUUGUUUGAACAACACUCAGAUUUAUGGUGAUAGGCAUACGUGCAUAUAGAUAGGCAGGCUAUAUUAUAACCUAAGCUUAUACCCUCUCCCAGUGUCAGUGUGUUUGUGUGUGUGUAUGUGUGUGCGUGCGAGCGCGGGCCUGCGUGAGUGGCGGAGCCUUUUAACCAAUUGCGCAGAGCGCUUGGAAAGGACAGCAGCCUAUUCUCAGAUCUAUGCGACACCAAGCUUGAUGAAAUGCCCAAAGGAAUAUCUGAGGGGAAUGUAUUUGUUUUGAGAUGGGUCUAUUUUUCUGCUGGCCCAGCCAAAUGUCUCCUGCCUGCCUUAUCGGCUGUUCCAUCCCUCAUCCAUUCCUUUCCUGCCCACGCGCAACUCAGCUCCAUUCCUCCCCCUCGUUCGAGGCUUGGGGGAUACCCAGUUUAGUGGCCACGAGCCAAACUCACAGGAGAUAAGUGCUGGGACGACAUUGAAAUAAUUUUUGUGAAAUGCUGGGGGCAGAGUAUGGAAUGAUGAUUGGCGUGUAGACCUACAACGGGUCGCUGACAGGGCAUGGCAGGUGUGAAGUACGCACCCAAAGGGCACUAUUCGAUCCAAAGCGAUGUCUGGGAUAGGUUUAAAUAUAUAUAUUAUGGGGAGAGAAGGUUGUCAUUAACACAGCUGAUUUUCUUUUGUUUUCAAACCAUACAAAUGUUUUUGCUCUUAUCCCAAAAACAAGUUAACCGAGUUUGAUUGAAUAGAGCCAAAAGUCUCUCUGUGAUGCGUGUGAUAGAAGGAGUCAGGAGCAGGAGAGUAAUACGCAUCCAAAGAGUUUAUUCCUUCGAUAAACAGUUGCGCAAGCAUGCGACAACAAAACUCAGGCACAGAGGAAAUAUCUACCCUGGCAACAACAAGGUAAGGGUAGCUCAACCGAGCUACACACAGCUCACUACAAACAAUCACCCACACAGACAAGGAAGCAGAGGGAACACUUAUACAAUGACUAAUUGGGGAUAAGGACCAGGUGUGUGUGAUUAAUUAGACAAGACAAGUGGAGUGAUGAUAAAUGGAUCGGCAGCAGCUAGUAAGCCGGUGACGACGAACGGCGAAACCUGCCCGAACAAGGAGGGGAGGCAGCCUCAGCGGAAGUCCCGUCGUGACAGUACCCCGCGCGCCGACCCUGGCCCCGGGGACGGCCAGGAGGACGCGGAGCAGGGCGAGCCGAAUGGCGACGGUGGAAAUCCCAUAACAUGGAGGGAUCGAGGAUAUCCCUCACCGGGACCCAGCACCGUUCCUCCGGACCGUACCCUCCCACUCCACGAGGUACUGAAGGCCCCCCACCCAACACCUCGAAUCCAGGAUGGAAUGAACCGAGUACGCUGGAGCCCCCUCGAUGUCCAGAGGAGGUGGAGGGACCUCCCGCACCUCAGACUCUUGGAGCGGACCGGCUAGCACUGGCCUGAGGAGAGACACAUGAAACGAGGGGUUAAUACGGUAAUCAGGGGGAAGUAAUAACCUAUAUGCGACCUCUCCUCAGGACUUUGAACGGCCCCACAAACCGCGGGCUCAGCUUCCGGCAGGGCAGGCGGAGGGGCAGAUUCCAGGUCGAGAGCCAGACCUGAUCCCCCGGUAUGAAGACCAGGGCCUCACUGCGGUGGCGGUCAGCGUUGGCCUUCUGACGACGCACAGCGCGUUGGAGGUGAAUGUGGGCAGCAUCCCACGUCUCCUCCGCGCGCCGAAAGCAGUCAUCCACCGCAGGAGCCUCGGUCUGGCUCUAGUGCCACGGUGCCAGAACCGGUUGGUAACCUAGAACACACUGGAAAGGCGUUAGGUUAGUGGAGGAGUGGCGGAGAGAGUUCCGGGCAUAUUCUGCCCAUGGCAAGAACACUGACUACUCCCCCGGCCGGUCCUGGCAGUAGGACCGCAGGAACCUACCCACGUCCUGAUUUACCCUUUCCACCUGCCCAUUACUCUCGUGGUGGAACCCAGAGGUCAGGCUGACCGAGACCCCCAGACGUUACAUGAACGCCUUCCAGACCUUGGACGUGAACUGGGGACCUCGGUCAGACACUAUAUCCUCUGGUACCCCGUAGUGCCGGAAGACGUGAGUAAACAGGGCCUCCGCAGUCUGCAGGGCCGUGGGGAGACCGGGCAGAUGAAGGAGGUGGCAGGACUUUGAGAAGCGGUCCACAACGACCAGGAUGGUGGUGUUACCUUGGGAGAGGGUAAGAUCAGUCAGAAAAUCAAUGCUAAGGUGAGACCAUUGUCGUUGUGGAACUGGUAACGGUUGUAGCUUACCCGCUGGGAGGUGCCUAGGUGCCUUACUCUGGGCGCACACCGAGCAGGAGGAGACGUACACCCUCACGUCCUUAGCCAAGGUAGGCCAACAGUACUUUCCGCUCAGGCAGUUAAAGUACAAAUGGGAAAAUAAAUAAACAUAAAUAUGGGUUGUAUUUACAAUGGUGUUUGUUCUUCACUGGUUGCCCUUUUCUUGUGGCAACAGGUCACAAAUAUUGCUGCUGUGAUGGCACACUGUGGUAUUUCACCCAGUAGAUACAGUGGGGGAAAAAAGUAUUAGGUCAGCCACCAAUUGUGCAAGUUCUCCCACUUAAAAAGAUGAGAGAGGCCUGUAAUUCUCAUCAUAGGUACACGUCAACUCUGACAGACAAAAUGAGAAAAAAAAAUCCAGAAAAUCACAUUGUAGGAUUUUUUAUGAAUUUAUUUGCAAAUUAUGGUGGAAAAUAAGUAUUUGGUCAAUAACAAAAGUUUCUCAAUACUUUGUUAUAUACCCUUUGUUGGCAAUGACACAGGUCAAACGUUUUCUGUAAGUCUUCACAAGGUUUUCACACACUGUUGCUGGUAUUUUGGCCCAUUCCUCCAUGCAGAUCUCCUCUAGAGCAGUGAUGUUUUGGGGCUGUCGCUGGGCAACACGGACUUUCAACUCCCUCCAAAGAUUUUCUAUGGGGUUGAGAUCUGGAGACUGGCUACGCCACUCCAGGACCUUGAAAUGCUUCUUACGAAGCCACUCCUUCGUUGCCCGGGUGGUGUGUUUGGGAUCAUUGUCAUGCUGAAAGACCCAGCCACGUUUCAUCUUCAAUGCCCUUGCUGAUGGAAGGAGGUUUUCACUCAAAGUCUCACGAUACAUGGCCCCAUUCAUUCUUUCCUUUACACGGAUCAGUCGUCCUGGUCCCUUUGCAGAAAAACAGCCCCAAAGCAUGAUGUUUCCACCCCCAUGCUUCACAGUAGGUAUGGUGUUCUUUGGAUGCAACUCAGCAUUCUUUGUCCUCCAAACACGACGAGUUGAGUUUUUACCAAAAAGUUCUAUUUUGGUUUCAUCUGACCAUAUGACAUUCUCCCAAUCUUCUUCUGGAUCAUCCAAAUGCACUCUAGCAAACUUCAGACGGGCCUGGACAUGUACUGGCUUAAGCAGGGGGACACGUCUGGCACUGCAGGAGUUGAGUCCCUGGCGGUGUAGUGUGUUACUGAUGGUAGGCUUUGUUACUUUGGUCCCAGCUCUCUGCAGGUCAUUCACUAGGUCCCCCCGUGUGGUUCUGGGAUUUUUGCUCACCGUUCUUGUGAUCAUUUUGACCCCACGGGGUGAGAUCUUGCGUGAAGCCCCAGAUCUAUGGAGAUUAUCAGUGGUCUUGUAUGUCUUCCAUUUCCUAAUAAUUGCUCCCACAGUUGAUUUCUUCAAACCAAGCUGCUUACCUAUUGCAGAUUCAGUCUUCCCAGCCUGGUGCAGGUCUACAAUUUUGUUUCUGGUGUCCUUUGACAGCUCUUUGGUCUUGGCCAUAGUGGAGUUUGGAGUGUGACUGUUUGAGGUUGUGGACAGGUGUCUUUUAUACUGAUAACAAGUUCAAACAGGUGCCAUUAAUACAGGUAAUGAGUGGAGGACAGAGGAGCCUCUUAAAGAAGAAGUUACAGGUCUGUGAGAGCCAGAAAUCUUGCUUGUUUGUAGGUGACCAAAUACUUAUUUUCCACCAUAAUUUGCAAAUAAAUUCAUUAAAAAUCCUACAAUGUGAUUUUAUGGAUUUCUUUUUCUCAAUUUGUCUGUCAUAGUUGACGUGUACCUAUGAUGAAAAUUACAGGCCUCUCUCAUCUUUUUAAGUGGGAGAACUUGCACAAUUGGUGGCUGACUAAAUACUUUUUUCCCCCACUGUAUGGGAGUUUAUCAAAAUUGGGAUUGUUUUCGAAUUCUUUGUGGAUCUCUGUAAUCUGAAGAAAAUACUCUCUCUCUCUCUGAAUCCUGAAGUGAGGAGAUGCGCCGACGUCAUAAGAAUGAAUUCCUCAUGAAUGAGGACACUUUUAUUUAGAAUAGUUGAGAUGCUAUAGCCUAUGGCCAGAACAUGCGAGACUAUUCGCGUCACUUCAAUAAAUGGAUGUAGACGCCCAUGAUGACUGUCUGGAAUGUAGCCUAGUCCAAGCCUGAUAGAACGUCUGGAACCUCAGUCGGUGCCAAAUUCUGGACGCAUCUGGUCUGGAAAGAUGAAGCCCUGAGUGUCAUGACAGAAGCCACAUGACCAGUUCUAGAAAACAUCUCUUGACAAAAGGCAUGACAUGAAGCUCAUUACAAUAAAGUUAUGUGAAUUUAAUCAUUCUGUAGGCUGAAGCUACACUGAGCUAGUCUACAAUAAUAGGCCUUUUCAUUCUUGAGUUGCGAUGUUUGUACAUGCCUUAGUCUUGAAUAAUGUAUGAUACAAUGAAUUACUUAUACAUGAACAUAGGUCCCAGAAUGAGAUUCAGUCAGCUAAAGUUCCUUCAACUCUCCCUUUGUCUGUGUUUCUUUCAGAUCGGUCGGCUGGUGAUUGGACACAACGGCCUCCUCUCCACCCCUGCUGUGUCCUGCAUCAUCAGGAAGAUCAAGGCCAUUGGUGGAAUCAUCCUGACAGCCAGUCACAAUCCAGGAGGCCCCGGGGGAGACUUUGGGGUCAAAUUCAACGUGGCCAAUGGAGGUGAGGUGCUUAUUUGACUGAUUGCUGUCAAUCUGCCAGCCAGUCAAUCUGUCAGUCAGUUAAAGGAUGGAUGUCCUCCUACCUAAGGAGUUUUCUUUUCGCCACUGAUACUUGUGCUUGCUCUUCUUGGCUUUAUGCCCAGGUUGUUAGUGGGCACUUUGUGAUAAAUGUGUUUUUUAAAAGUGCUAUAUGAAUACAAUAUUGGUGAUUUAUUGACUGAGUUAAGAGAGUUAGCACCAUAGCCCACUCAUAGCCCCUGCAGCUAUCCAUGUAUUCUCUAAACAAGGAAUACUCACAUAUUCCUGAAGUUCCAUCAUGGACAGGCCUUCUGAGUCCCCAGGCUUUGCAAUGGAAUCUCAGUCAUCUUCCAGUCGUAUAAAUAGAGCAAAGUGCUCUCCUCAUCCCUCAUGUCUCACACUACAGUAGCUUUCUCUCAGAGCCCACAGACUAUGGCUCUCAAAAGGAUUCUACACAAUGUUCCCUUUGUCAAUGUUCACAUGACCCCAGUAGCUUCUUACAAUCCUCACAUGCUACAUAGAAGAUGAUCACUUCUCAGUAAUAUGUUAUUUAACUUCCUAUGAAUAACAGUGGUGCAUUAAAAUGCCACCAUAGGCUUCACUGUUCUUAAACAUGUAUAACAACAAUCAUAGACCAGGAACAGGUCACAUAAUGUGAAAACAUUGGGUUCCAUGGUAACCGUGUCCUCUCCCCCCCAUAGGCCCGUCCCCGGACACGGUGAUAGAUAAGAUUGCCCAGGUGAGUAGGACCCUGGAGGAGUAUGCCAUCUGUCCUGACCUCCGCAUUGACCUUGCCAGGCUGGGACGCCACGACUUUGACCUGGAGAACAAGUUCAAACCCUUCAGAGGUACUGGACACACACAGACCAGACAUUUACAUUUUAGUCAUUUAGCAGACGCUCUUAUCCUGAGCGACUAUCAGUUAGUGAGUGCAUACAUUUUUCAUACUGGCCCCCCGUGGGAAACGAACCCACAACCCUGGCGUUGCAAACGGCAUGCUCUACCAACUGAGCUACACGGGGCCUACACAGACACACACAGAGCAGACACACACAGAGCCAGGGGCGUAGAAGAGACUCUGACAUUGGGGGAAACCAUUUUGCUACCUGGGUUUUUGUUGUUGUUGAAAAAACAGGUUUUAAAUGCUAAUUUCUAGUGACUUUUGAAAAAAGGAUAAAGAAAAAUAUUAACUUACAAAUGGUAAAAUGUACAAGGCUAAGGGGGCCCUUGUAGAGGGGUACUUACUCUGGUACAGUCCAAUCAGUCUGAGGGCCAUGGCCAUUCAUACUGUACUGAAUACCAGUGUGACUGUUUAUGUGCAUAUAUUCAAUUACACAACCAUUUUGUACUCUUUCUCUGCUACUGUAUGAUUCAUUUCCCAGUAUUUGUCUCACUUCCCCUAUGUCAGUUUGUUACUACUUCUGCUCUACAUACUGUAUGGUUUAAAACUUAACAUAAUAUUUUCAACUUAUAAUACAGUUCUUAUACUGUGAUAUUAACCAGCAAUAUACAGUGUUAAAAGCUGUUUUAAUAAAUAAAAAGGUAGGCAUGAACGGUCAAACUGAAAUUAAUUAAUCUCUACUCUAGAGAGAAGCUUUUGCAAUUUUAUAACUCAUUUCAUGGAAUUCUACUCAUUUUGCCAUGGGGUGUAGAGACAAAUGUCUUGCAAUUUCCUGGAGAGAAAUGUUUGCAGUUUUUAAUAUGAUAUCUGAGUGAGAGUGACUAACAAAAUCAAUGGGGGCCCCCUGGUCGGUAAUUCGACCAUGAUUACUACAAGUUUAGAUAGCUGGCUAGACAUAUAAAAAAAAAUGUUAGCUGACAUGGGCUAAUUGAGUGACUGUCAGUGACUGACAUAACAAGAGAAAAACUGCUGAUGCACAACCACAUUUUGAAAUUGCACCCAUUGGGGGGGGGGUUGCAUUUUACCGGCUACUAACAUUGGGGGGCUCCUAUGCCCCUGCACAGAGCAGCAUACACAGAGUAGAAACACACACACUGCAAACACAUAUACAUUCACACACUCACACGCCAGGCAAACACAGUCUCACCACACAUACACUCUGUUCUUGCAUACAAGUAGCAUACAUGCUAUUGGAUGGAUGGACACAUGCAGAUACACACUAGACUCUGAGCUACUGCCCUCCUCUUCUGUGUGUUGUUAGUUGAGAUAGUGGACUCAGUGGAGUUGUACCUCAACCUGCUGAGAACCAUCUUUGACUUCAGCGCCAUCAAGAGCCUUCUGACAGGACCUGAACAGCUGAAGAUACGGAUAGACGCCAUGAACGGAGGUAGGACAAUACUCACAAAGACCAAAGUAGUUACAGUAUUGUAUCAGGUGCUUACCAGUGAUUAUAUUGUAUUGUAUUCUAUUCCAUAGUAUUAUUUUCUAUUCUAUUCUACUCUAUUGUCAGUGAUGGGUCUGUACGUGCGCCGUAUCCUGUGUGAUGAGUUGGGGGCUCCUGCCAACGCUGCUGUCAACUGUGUCCCAAUGGAGGACUUUGGGGGCCGGCCUCCAGAGCCCAACCUCACAUACGCAGCCCCAUUGGUUGAUGCUAUGAAGGGCGGAGACUUUGGUUUCGGAGCUGCGUUCGAUGCAGACGGGGUAAGACAGCUGAGGAGGAGAGGAACACUGCCUUCACAAAGUACUCACACCCCUUGACUUUUCCCACAUUUUGUUGUGUUACAGCAGUGGUGUUCAAACUUUUUCAGUGGGGACCCCAUUUCUUUCGCCAGAAGUUCUGGGUACCCCAUUCUUCCCCCCAAUAAUUUAUUGCGACUCCACCCCACCCCAAAUCUAAUGACACAACCUUAAAAUCAGUACAUUUAGAUUUUUACAUCAACAAAUAACCUUCAAUUCAUUGCAUUUUUAUCUCUUAUCAAAAUGAAAAGAAACCAAUAAAUACAUUAACUCAAUUAAAUUGUAUCUUUCAAAUUAUCUUCCUCAAAAAUGUUUGUAUAUUGUCCCAUACAAUAAUCUGUAAUCUUAAUUUUAAUUUUAAUUUUGGCGACCCCACUGCAGACCCCGACUUUGAAUACCACUGUGUUAUAGACUGAAUUAAAAAUGAAUUAAAUAUAGAUUUUUCUUCACCGGCCUACACACAAUACGGCAUAAUGUCAAAGUGGAAUUAUAUUUUUUGACAUUUUUACAAAUUCAUUAAUAAAAAGCUGAAAUGUCUUGAGUCAAUAAGUUCUCAACCCCUUUGUUAUGGCAACCCUAAAUAAGUUCUGGAGUAAAAAUUGCAUGGACUCACUCUGUGUGCAAAAUUGUGUUUAACAUGAUUUUUGAAUGACUACCUCAUCUCUGUACCCCACACAUACAAUUAUCUGCAAGGUCCCUCAGUCGAGCAGUGAAUUUUAAACACAGAUUCAACCACAAAGACCAGGGAUGUUUUCCAAUGCCUCGCAAAGAAGGGCACCUAUUGGUAGAUGGGUAAAAAAUAAAUAAAGCAGACAUUGAAUAUCCCUUUGAGCAUGAUGAAGCUAUUAAUUACACUUUGGAUAGUGUAUCAAUAAACUCAGUCACGUCAAAGAUACAAGCAUCCUUCCUAACUCAGUUGACGGAGAGGAAGGAAACCGCUCAGAGAUUUCACCAUGAGGCCAAUGGUGACUUUAAAACAGUUACAGAGUUUAAUGGCUGUGAUAGGAGAAAACUGAGGAUGGAUCAACAAUAUUGUAGUUACUCCACAAUACUAACCUAAUUGAUAGAGUGAAAAGAAGGAACCCUGUACAGAAUACAAAUAUUCCUAAACAUGCAUCCUGUUUGCAACAAGGCACUAAAGUAAUACUGCAAAACAUUUGUCAAAAUAAUUAACUUUUUGUCCUGAAUACAAAUCCAAUACAACAGAUUACUGAGUACCACUCUUCAUAUUUUCAAGCAUAGUGGUGGCUGCAUCAUGUUAUGGGUAUGCUUGUAAUUGUUAAGGACUGGGGAGUUUUUCAGGAUAAAAAAAGAAACGGAAUGGAGCUAAGCACAGGCAAAAUCCUAGAGGAAAACCUGGUUCUGUCUGCUUUCCACCAGAUACUGGGAGAUUAAUUCACCUUUCAGCAGGACAAUUACCUAAAACACAAGGCCAAAUCUACACUGGAGUUGCUGAGUGGCCGAGUUACAGUUUUGACUUAAAUCUACUUGAAAAUCUAUGGCAAGACCUGAAAAUGGUUGACUAGCACUGAUCAACAACCAAUUUGACAGAGCUUGAAUAAUUUUGAAAAUAAUAAUGCUGUGGAAAGCUCUUAGAGACUUACCCAAAAAAGACUCACAGCUGUAAUUGCUGCCAUAGGUGCUUCUACAAAGUAUUGACUCAGGGGUGUGCAUAUUUAUGUAAAUGAGAUAUUUCUGUAUUUCAUUUUCAAUACAUUUGCAAAAAAUUCUAAAAACAUGUUUUCACUUUGUCAUUAUGGGGUAUUGUUUGUAGAUGGGUGAGAGAAAAAACACAACAAAAUAUGGAAUAAGUCAAGGGGUGUGAAUACUUUCUGAAGGCACUGUAUAAUAUACAAAGUACUACAAUACACUUUCAGGGGAGGUGAUAAGGACGUUUGAUAAGGAUGUUUGAUUCUGCUGAAAUGGGCAGGGUUUACACUUUUGGGACUAUUCCAUUGGUUCCAUGGCAGCAAGCCAAAUCAAGCACAUGUAAAGUAUUUAAAAGAAAUCAAGCACUUGACCUAUGUCGACCCAGGUCUGCUAUCUAAUGGGAACUUGGAAUUGCCUUUGUUUGUUUUUGUCGGCAUUUAUUUGCUGGUCAAUAGCAGGAUGUCAGGCAAUGGGACCAGCUAAUAUCUGUGACAUAACAAACAUCUAAUUUUUUCCACAACAUCUCACAUUAAUUUUUAAUUUCUACCAGCGUCACACUCACGCACAUUAGCCUAACUCAAUUACCUAGCCUAGCAUCAGGAGCAUUAUGUCACUCUAUUGUAUUCCAUUGUAGCCCUCUCCCAGUGCUUACAGUGCUGCAUUUUAGUAGGAAGGAGUGUGUCCCAUACAUUUUAUUUGAUUGGGAGAGAUGCAAUUAAAACAACCGUAUAUCAACUGGUAGGGAUGGGAGUGAAAGUUAGAGUAACAGCAAAUAUUUAUGUUCAACAUACUUUAAUUAUUGGAGGAUUUGAUUAGGUAUUUAUUGGUUAUGUAUUGAUUAUUUCUUUAUGGAUUGCUGUAUGGUUGAUGAGUGUAUGUAUUGCAGGACCGGUAUAUGAUCCUGGGUGAGAAUGGUUUCUUUGUGAACCCUUCAGACUCCUUGGCUGUCAUGGCGGCCAACCUCUCCUGUAUCCCUUACUUCAGACAGCUGGGACUAAGGGGCUUCGCUAGGAGUAUGGCUACCAGCACUGCCCUAGACAGGUAGGACACACACACACACCAAUAUCCCUACACCCUGUUUGUGGACGGCUGCUGGGGGAAUUGCUCCACAUUACUUUUCCAUUUUUCAACACCUCUUCACCUUAGCCUCAUCUAUCCCCCCACCUCCGUCUAUCUAUCUCUCUCUCUCUCUCUCUCUCUCUCUCUCUCUCUCUCUCUCUCUCUCUCUCUCUCUCUCUCUCUCUCUCUCUCUCUCUCUCUCUCUCUCUGUCUCUCUCCCUCUCUCUCUCUCUCUCUCUUUCAUCCCUAUCUCUCCAACUCUUGCGACCAAUCCACAAAUACCUGCCCUGGUCCAUUCUCUGGAGAGGUUGGACGCCUCAGAGUGGAGAAUCCCCCUCUAUGAAUAACGUAAUAAGCUCUCUCUCUCUCUCUCACACACACACACACACACACACACACACACACACACACACACACACACACACACACACACACACACACACACACACACACACACACACACACACACACACAGACAGACAGAGCAUCUGUAGCCACUCGCUACACCUGCAAUAACAUCUGCUAAAUAUGUGUAUAUGACCAAUAAAAUUUGAUUUGAUUUGAUUUAAAUACAGCCCAAAGGCCCACACACUGAGACAUAAGGCUGUCCCAGAGCAGAGCAGUGGUGACUGAGAUAGUGUGAUCAGGGGGUCAGUAAUGUACAUUAACAUUGUGUGUGUGUGUGUGUGUGUGUGUGUGUGUGUGUAACCCUGGCCUCUGACCCUCUCUUUUCCUGUGAGGGUUGGUGGACUCAGUGUCGGUCCUGUUAAUGCGGGCAGCUAUGGAGGAAAUGAGCUCACUCCCCAAGCCCAUCUCUCAGGGGGUCGCGGCCGCUAUCGCUAA
Coregonus sp. 'balchen' is the source of this 14702-nucleotide messenger RNA. NCBI's taxonomy places the organism in Eukaryota, Metazoa, Chordata, Actinopteri, Salmoniformes, Salmonidae. The record is from the annotation of a GenBank genome assembly.